Caenorhabditis briggsae is the source of this 384-nucleotide messenger RNA. Bases 1 to 384 code for a protein of 127 amino acids. Lineage: Eukaryota; Metazoa; Nematoda; Chromadorea; Rhabditida; Rhabditidae. The record is from RefSeq and is a predicted model, not a curated record. The transcript has a single exon.
AUGAACUCAAAGCCACUCUUUGUGCUCAAUUCAAUCAGUUUCAUGAAUUCUACAUGCAUCCCGGAUAUUGGAUAUUUCGACUCUCCGGAGUUUUUAUCAUUGGUUCUCCAUAUCAAUACAACUAUUUCCACACCAAUUCAUUUAUUCGGAUUUUACUGUAUUAUAUGGAAAACUCCAAUGGCUAUGAAAUCAGCAAAAUUGUAUCUGCUGAAUUUGCAUAUCUGGGUUGUUGUGUUUGAUUAUUCGUUAAGUACUCUAACCAUUCCAUUUUUGCUGUUACCUCAUUUCGCUGGUUAUCCACUGGGAAUAUUAAGUUGGUUUGAUGUAUCAGUUUUGCUUCAGAUCACUAUGGUGUUCAUUUUUGUGGGAAGUAAGAAGUCAUAG